Molecule: messenger RNA, 5537 nt
Organism: Larimichthys crocea (large yellow croaker)
Lineage: Eukaryota; Metazoa; Chordata; Actinopteri; Sciaenidae
Gene: iqsec3a
Product: IQ motif and Sec7 domain ArfGEF 3a
Exons: 14
Coding region: 164-4801 (1545 amino acids)
Biological process (GO): actin cytoskeleton organization; regulation of ARF protein signal transduction
Molecular function (GO): guanyl-nucleotide exchange factor activity
Source: RefSeq, a predicted model, not a curated record
GUUAGUUAGUAGUAGUGAUGAUACCUUCUUUAAUGAUUCAUUUUUCUAAGAAUUAGUCUGCAAAAACUGUGAAUUUACUCAUACAACGUGCAAAACGGCUUCCCUGUUUCCCCUUCGUGUUGACAUCACCGGUCCACUACGGCUCCGCCUCCUCUCUCCGCUCAUGCUGAUCCCCUCUCCUUGCAUCAGCACCAUUUCAGGGAGAGAGAGAGAGAGAGAGAGAGAGAGAGAGAGAGACUACCCAACCACAGCAGAGCGUAGACGCGUCAGACGGCCGCCAGAUCAUCCCGGUUACGCACUGUUCAGAGGCCUCAUCGACGGUUUGCAGCGCCAGAAUCAGCAGAGGAAGAAGUCAACACAGCCGGGCACACGGCCACAGCUACAGUCAGUAAUGGAGAGCCUGCUGGAUAAUCCAAUGAAAGCCGUUCUUUACCUGAAGGAGCUCACCACUAUCGUCCAGAACCAGCAAAGCCUGAUCCAGACGCAGCGCCAACGCAUCGACGAACUCGAGCGAAAGGUGGAGGACCUGAUAGGAGAGAACCGACAGUUGCGGGACCCCCAUCACUACGUCCAGCAGCCUCCUCAACAUCACCACCACCACCACCACCCGACCCACCGCAGCGCAAGUCCCCAGGCGCCGACCCACCUCCAUCAGCACCCGGGGAGCAACAAAGCUGCGGCUCACCUCGGCCAGCAGGCGCAGCAGCAGCAGCAGCAGCCGCCGCCACCGCAGCAGCAUCAGCAGCAGCAUCAGCAUCAGCAUCAGCAGCAGCAUCAGCAGCAGCAUCAGCAGCAGCAUCAGCAGCAGCAUCAGCAGCAGAUUCCGGGUCUAUCGGCCCAGCCUCAACAGCAUCAGACCCCUCCUGUGCCGUCCUCCCAUCACCCGCAGCAGCUGCAGCUCGUCCCCACCUCGCCGCAGUCACCAAAAGCGAGCCAAGCCGGCCCGGACUCCGUGGAGGAAGGCAAGAGGAGCCCCUGCUGCAAGUCUCUGGUUCCGCAGACACCCACCGCUCUCUGCCGCUCAGUUGGAUUGGCCAGGAAAGCGGAAAACCAAACAGUGCUUCACCAGUUCUGCUGCCCCGCCCCAGAGGCCCCUGAGGGGGAGACCUCUACCGCCUGUGUCCCCAGCGAUGACCUUUCUCCAGACUCGUCUUUGGGGGAGGAAGGGAAGGGAGGAGAGGGGGAGCGGCAGAGUGAGGUCGAGUCACAACCACAACUACAGCCCCAUCAACAGCAGCAAGAGACUCAGCCUCAGACUCAGCCACCACAGCCACAGACCCAGUCGGAGCCCCAACCACAGACUCCUGAAACCAAACCUCAGCCAGAACCUGAACCAAAACCCCAGCCUGCACCGGAGCCCGAGCCCGAGCCCGAGCCUCAACCUGAGCUUCAGCCAGAGCCGGAGCCAGAGCCAGAGCCGGAGCCAGAACCAGAACCACAGCCCGAACCGGAGCCUCAGCCACAAGUCGAGGCUCCGAGCGAGGAAGCAGUACAGGACGCCCCUAAAGCCCCUUCACCAUGCAGAGAGGAGCAGCGGACACAGGGGGAGCAAGAAAAGGAAAAGUUGGAAGAAGUUGUGGAGGCAAAAAGAAAGCAAGAUGGAGAGGUGGCACAGGCCGAGCGACGUGAGGCCGAGCCAGCACAGGAAGAAGAAGAGGAGGAGGAGGAGGAGGAGGAAGGGGGUGGAGCAAAAGGAGGUGGGGCGGGAAGGAGAGCCAGCUUGCACCACACGGCCUCGCCCUUGAGGGUGCAGCGCAACGGGGCCGGCUCGCACUCCGCCACCUCCGACUAUGAGCUCUCGCUUGACCUCAAAAAUAAGCAGAUCGAAAUGUUAGAGCUCAAAUACGGUGGCCACCUCAUCUCCCGCCGUGCUGCCUGCAAGAUCCAGACUGCCUUCCGCCAGUACCAGCUCAGCAAGAACUUCGAGAAGAUCCGUAAUUCACUGCUUGAGAGUCGUCUUCCUCGACGCAUCUCCCUACGCAAGGUCCGUGUGCAAAACACGGAAGGUUUCUCUGCUGAACGGGCCCUGGCAGAAGGCUGCAACUUGGCAGGCAUCCCAUUGGUACGCUCACCAUCUCUGCCCGCCACGGUUGGUGGUACCCUAACCGAUCUGGAAGACUCAUUCACUGAACAGGUCCAGUCGCUGGCAAAGUCUAUAGACGAUGCACUCAGCAACUGGAGCCUGAAGACCAUGUGUUCACUUCAAGAAGGCGGCACUUAUCAGUUCAGUGCUGACUCCUUCAGUGCAGCAGCAGCAGCAGCAGCAGGAGUAGGAGGUGGAGGAGAAGGAGGUGGCAUGGGAGAGUCAACAAUUCCUCAAGGCUCAAUGGAUCCAAGUGACCUGUCGAGAAGUGCAAGUAAGCUCAUGAUGGCUUUCCGGGAUGUGACGGUGCAGAUCGACAGCCAGAACAUCCGUGUUUCAUCCUCAGUCAUGGAAUCAUCCACUUCCGUCACCCUCGGCAGCUGUGUCCAACAAGAAGGAGCCUACACCACUGUCUCACCUACUUCCACAACAACAAUCUCCACUCCAGCUUAUAUUCCUUUUGUCCCCGCACAUCAUCCUCCUCCUCCUCCUCCUCCUGCAGAGGUCCCAGCUGAACCCAUAGAUCCCCCACCACCCCCACAAGAACCCCCACCUCCGCCAGAAUCAGAUAUAGGAGAUGAGCAGGAUGAUGAAUUCCCUGCGCCUCCUCCUAGUGAAGAAGAGCUUGGAAUGGAGGAGGAGCAACCUCCCCUAACACCUCUGGAUAAGAUGGCUGCCCCUCAAAGCCCAGAGGAGAUUGUGGUGGUGGCGGCACCACCACCCACAGAACCCCCUUACGCCCCUCCACCACAGGAGGCUGUAGUGCUGGGGAGCUUGCCCAUUGUAGAGCCGCUGGAGGUCAAGAGGUGUGGCUCAGAGACGGCGGACAACAGCUCAGAGCAGAUGAGCAGCAGCAGCACAUCGACAGAGGCACGCUCUACAUCUGAAGCCUCGUCCAAGGAAGCACUGCAGGCCAUGAUCCUCAGCCUGCCACGCUACCACUGUGAGAACCCAGCUAGCUGUAAAUCACCCACGCUGUCCACUGACGUCAUGCGAAAACGCCUCUACCGCAUUGGCCUCAACCUGUUCAAUGUAAACCCUGACAAAGGCCUGCAGUUCCUGAUCUCACGAGGCUUCAUCCCCGACACACCCAUCGGCGUGGCACACUUCCUGCUGCAGAGAAAAGGCCUGAGCCGACAGAUGAUAGGAGAGUUCCUCGGCAACAGCAAGAAGCCCUUCAACAGAGAUGUCCUCGAUUGUGUGGUGGACGAGAUGGACUUCUCAGGCAUGGAGCUGGACGAAGCGCUGAGGAAGUUUCAGGCCCACAUUCGUGUCCAGGGAGAAGCUCAGAAGGUGGAACGUCUUAUCGAGGCCUUCAGUCAGCGCUACUGCAUGUGCAACCCAGACGUUGUGCAGCAGUUUCACAACCCGGACACCAUCUUCAUCCUGGCUUUUGCCAUCAUUCUGCUCAACACCGACAUGUACAGUCCCAACAUCAAGCCCGAUCGCAAGAUGUUGCUGGAGGACUUCAUACGCAAUCUAAGAGGUGUGGAUGACGGAGCAGACAUCCCCAGAGACAUGGUGGUGGGAAUCUAUGAGAGAAUACAACAGAGGGAGUUGCGCUCCAACGAAGACCACGUCACCUACGUCUCCAAGGUUGAGCAGUCCAUCGUAGGCAUGAAAACGGUUCUUUCUGUGCCUCACAGAAGACUGGUGUGCUGUAGUCGACUUUUUGAGGUGACAGAUGUCAACAAGGCCCAAAAGCAGGCGGCACACCAGAGAGAAGUCUUCCUCUUCAAUGAUCUCAUUGUGAUCUUGAAGCUUUGUCCAAAGAAGAAGAGUUCUGCAGCCUACACUUUCUGCAAAGCCAUGGGCCUACUCGGCAUGCAGUUUCACUUGUUUGAGAAUGAAUACUACCCUCAUGGCAUCACCAUCCUCUCACCUUUCGGCUCAGACAAGAAGCAGGUACUUAACUUCUGCGCCCAAAGUGCCGAGGAGCUGCUCAAGUUUCUAGAAGACCUGAAGGAAUCGAUCGCGGAGGUGUCGGAGAUGGAACAGAUACGCAUCGAGUGGGAGCUGGAAAAACAGCAGGGAGCCAAGACUCACUCGGUAAAGAACAACGGCACACAGCUAGAGCUGCGGGGCAAACAGGGCUCCCCAUCAGGAAACCAGGAGAUAGAUGACAGAAGUGGACACAAUGCAGUAGAGGUGUCAAUUCACAACAGGCUUCAGACGUACCAGCUCAGCAGCAGCACGGCUCGGAGUCCCGAGAGCGUGGCCCUUCUUAACCACCGGGGGGAGCUGCUUUUCCAGCAGGGUCCCCAGGGGCUAACCCAGGGGCCGGUGCCUCCACCUCAGCACCCGCAGCUGCAGUCAGCGGCAAGCACCCCUGCACACCACCUCCACCUUCAGCAGCACCACCAGCCCGCUGUCAGCAUGGCUGAUUUGCGUCCCGAGACACUCAUCCAGUGUCAGCAGAUCGUCAAGGUCAUCAUGCUCGACAACAGCGGCCACGGACGCAUGGAGGCCUUCCUCAGCCAAACGCCCACACACCACCACUACCAGCACCACCACCAUCACCACCACAGCCACCACCAGCUCAGUCAGUCAGCCAUGUCAACCCCGGUCCGCACGCCGGAUAGCUCCCAUGGCAACGACGGCCACCAGCCCCCGCUGCCUCCUCCACCUCCGCCUUACAACCACCCGCACCAGUAUAUACCACCUGAUCCCCGCCUCAGUCUACACCGGACCCCAAGCGGCUCUCGGAGCAUGGUGUAAAUAAAUAAAUUAGAAUUUCUUUCCCUGAAACGAUCACACUCCCCACACUCCCCCACCCCUUCUUUACCUAUUUAAAAGUACAUAAUGUACAUAUAUACAUACAGAUGAAAGAGCUAUAAUGAAAAAAAAAAUGAAAUCUCACUUAUAUGCAUAUAUUUAAGGAAAAAAAAAUAAAGUAAAAGAAAAAUCAAGGUUUUAAAAUAGAUACGGAGGAAUAAAGUGCAUAUAUAAAGUUUUACUUGAUUCCACACGUAUUUUGAAAUAUUAUGUAGUUUUAACAAAUUUCUAUAACUUUUUGUCAGUUUUAACUCUUGCUAGAGAAAACACAGAUAUUCAGUUUCUGGAUGAAUCCCUUGUAGUUCCUGUAUUCACCAACAACAACAACAACAGAAAUAAGUGAAAUCCCUCAAACUUUUUUUUUUUUUUGGAUUGUGACUGAUGGAUACACUCCAAGGACCUUCUUCGGCUUCUGUUUCGCUUUUAUCAUCCCCAAACCUCAUGCCUACUGUGCUACUGUAUGUGCACGUGCGUGCACAUUUGACACUUUAUGAAAAACGUGUGCCAAAAUACAUAACGCUUCCACUAAACACUGACUUCUUUGCACUUGACUGAACGCUAGGGCUAGAAGAAAAGAGAACAAAAAAAAGAAAAAGAGAAAAAAACAAAAACGACUCCUUCCUUUUGCUUUGAGAAAAUAGUACUUUCACGCUUCUCCCUCAAGGAACACACACACACA